CAUUUUCUGACGCAAAGAAUCGGGACGUUUCCACACGUGCGGAGAUCGAGGUUACAAAACUUCUGUCAAAAUGUUUACUUCAGCAAGACACACUUCAAGAUCAUUGAAGAAGACUUUCGGAACACAUCAGGCUAGAAUGAUUUCAAAUAUAUGCAAAAAGAUUCUGGCUGGAGAGAUCAAAUCAAAAAGUGGUCUUUACUUGCUUCCCUCUAGAUUGAGGUCUGACAAAGUUAAAGGCCAUGUUAUCGGCAUUGACUUGGGUACCACAAACUCAUGUGUUGCCAUCAUGGAGGGGAAGACGGGGAAAGUGUUGGAGAAUGCUGAAGGUGCCCGCACCACCCCCUCUGUUGUCGCCUUCACCAAAGAUGGGGAACGGCUUGUAGGAAUGCCAGCUAAACGACAGGCAGUUACAAAUGCUGCUAAUACUUUACAUGCAACAAAGCGUCUCAUUGGUCGCAGAUUUGAAGACAAGGAAGUCAAAAAGGACAUGGAGACGGUACCAUACAAGAUUGUGCGAGCGAACAACGGUGAUGCCUGGGUGGAGGCCCAUGGAAAGACUUACUCUCCGAGUCAGAUUGGUGCAUUUGUCCUCAUGAAGAUGAAGGAAACAGCUGAUAACUACCUUGGGCAGCCAGUAAAGAAUGCAGUAGUCACAGUCCCAGCAUAUUUCAAUGAUUCACAGAGACAGGCCACCAAAGAUGCCGGUCAGAUCUCAGGUUUGAAUGUUCUUAGAGUGAUCAACGAGCCCACAGCUGCUGCUCUCGCUUACGGCAUGGACAAGACGGGUGAUAAAAUUAUUGCUGUAUAUGACUUGGGAGGCGGCACUUUCGACAUUUCCAUCCUGGAGAUCCAGAAAGGCGUGUUUGAGGUGAAGUCGACCAAUGGUGAUACGUUCCUCGGUGGAGAGGACUUCGAUAAUGUGCUCGUGAGCUACCUGGCUAAGGAGUUCCAGAAAGAUCAAGGUAUAGAUGUGACGAAGGACAACAUGGCCAUGCAGCGACUGAGAGAGGCAGCAGAGAAGGCUAAGAUUGAGCUCUCCUCCUCGCUGCAGACAGACAUCAACUUGCCAUACCUAACGAUGGAUGCUGGCGGCCCAAAGCACAUGAACAUGAAGUUGUCCCGUGCAAAGUUUGAGAGCCUUGUUGAUGACCUUAUUAAACGCACUGUUGGCCCAUGCAACAAAGCUCUGCAGGAUGCCGAGAUCAAGAAGUCUGAUAUUGGAGACGUGCUGCUGGUUGGAGGAAUGACCAGGAUGCCCAAGGUACAGCAGGUUGUACAGGAGGUGUUUGGCAGAGCUCCAGGCAAGUCUGUCAACCCAGAUGAGGCCGUUGCAAUGGGUGCCGCCAUCCAGGGUGGUGUUCUAGCAGGUGAUGUGACUGACGUGUUACUCCUGGAUGUGACCCCGCUGUCCCUUGGUAUUGAGACUCUCGGUGGAGUGUUCUCAAGGCUUAUCACCAGGAACACCACCAUCCCCACCAAGAAGUCACAGGUGUACUCAACAGCUGCUGAUGGCCAGACGUCUGUUGAGAUCAAGGUUUUCCAGGGUGAGAGAGAAAUGGCUAAGGACAACAAGCUUCUUGGACAGUUCAUGCUGAGUGGUGUCCCCCCUAUGCCACGUGGAGUGCCCCAGAUUGAGGUGGUAUUUGACAUUGACGCUAAUGGCAUUGUCAACGUGUCCGCCAGGGACCAGGGAACUGGCAAGGAACAACAAAUUGUGAUCCAGUCAUCUGGUGGUCUGUCAAAGGACGAGAUAGAGAACAUGGUCAGGAAUGCAGAGAAAUAUGCCGAGGAGGAUGCCCAGAGGAAGGACAUGAUCGAGGCAGUGAAUGCAGCAGAGACCAUGAUCCACGAUGCUGAGGCUAAAAUGAAUGACUUCAAGGAACAGCUUGACCAAGACCAGAGUGACCAGAUGCGCAAGGACAUUGCUGCGAUGCGUGAAGUGAUCGCCAACAAGGAUAGCGAGACACCAGAAUCAAUCCGCACCAAGCUGAAUGAACUGCAGCAGUCAACACUUAAACUGUUUGAGAUGACAUACAAGAAAAAGAUGGCCCAAGAUCAGCAGAAUCAGCAACAACAGGGUGGCAGUAGCGACAGCAGCAGCAGCGACACCACUGACGAACAGAAGGAAAAGGAGGAGAAGAAGAACUGAGCUAUCACAGCUGAUGUAGACUGUCUUGUCAUUGUUCAGUGAUGGCUUGUGUGUUAUCUACAUUGUAUGCUUCAUCUUUAUUAAUGCAAUGUUAGCCAACUUUGAUAAUGUUGUUAUGGAUGUUAUUCAAAUGAUAAUUAUAUUCAGUCAUAUUUUGUAUGAUUGUCAUUGUUGCAAAUAACCAAACUAAAAACCAUUGUUAUAUUUAAGUGGUAAAAAUACGGAGAUUCAGUUGUGAAGAAAUUAUUGGUAAACUUGUUAGACAAAACCAAUAAUAAAAAGGUGAACAAAAUUGGUCAAUGAGGCACAAUUGUUGGAUUACUAAAAGAAGAUACCAAGCGGCAUUAAAAAUAGGUUUAGGUACCUUCUGGUAUUAUCCCAGCAAAUGGAUCAUUUGCUUGGUGUUUCCUCACAAACCUCGCAAAAACAACCUCGACUCUUGACUCAAAAUUAUUUUUAAUCUUUCGGGUGGUCAUAAAUUUUUUUCUUUUAUUACAGUAAAUAAUUCUUGGGAAGUAAUAACAAAAAAUACAUCCAAAAGAUAGGUGAGGGGAAAAACCAACCAAACGAUUAAUUGUGACCUGAAUUUGUGUGUAAAAUAGUGUAAAUUAAUGUAAUCAUGUUAAUAGUAAUGUGAAGUAUGUUUUUCAGUCACUAUGUUUUCAUUUAUUUGUCAUUUCAUUUCAUUGUAGAGACUUUAUUACUAGGAAUGCAUGCAUUCUGUUUAAAACUGUUCUGAUAAGUUUAUUUAAUAAGUAGGACCUCUCCAUUUCAUAUUUAAUAGUUGAAAACUUGUUUCAUUGUUUCGAAUACUUAUUAAUCUUGAAAAUAACUCGAGUUCCAAUUUAACUUCUAAUAGACCAUGGGAAUAAUUAGAAAUUGUGUGAAAACUUGAAAUAAAUUUAUUAUCCA
Messenger RNA from Mya arenaria, 3061 nucleotides. Its product is annotated as stress-70 protein, mitochondrial-like. The coding region runs from base 71 to 2149 and encodes 692 amino acids. Gene Ontology annotation, biological process: cellular response to unfolded protein; protein refolding. Gene Ontology annotation, molecular function: heat shock protein binding; ATP-dependent protein folding chaperone; misfolded protein binding. The record is from RefSeq and is a predicted model, not a curated record. The transcript is spliced from 17 exons. Gene Ontology annotation, cellular component: cytoplasm; mitochondrion. NCBI's taxonomy places the organism in Eukaryota, Metazoa, Mollusca, Bivalvia, Myida, Myidae.